Molecule: messenger RNA, 2175 nt
Organism: Aspergillus tanneri
Lineage: Eukaryota; Fungi; Ascomycota; Eurotiomycetes; Eurotiales; Aspergillaceae
Product: putative DNA helicase
Exons: 5
Coding region: 1-2175 (724 amino acids)
Molecular function (GO): 5'-3' DNA helicase activity; ATP hydrolysis activity
Source: RefSeq, a predicted model, not a curated record
AUGGCCGCGCAAUUACUAAUACCGAUCCCUCUCUUCGCCGAGGUGCAACAACACCUCCUUCUGCAGGAACACGAAGCGGAAGUCUCCUCGUCCACACUCGCUAGCACUGCCGCCUCCGUCUCCCCUGCUACCCGUCGCACCCUCCAAGCAACCGGGUACGCGUUAACUGGGAUAAUACUCUCGCAAUGUCGGACUGGUCUCGGUGGGCGUGUCGUCGGCGAAUUUGGUGCGGAUUCUGCGAUCGCCGCGAAGAGUGACGAGGAUGGGAAGAAUCGAGGGGAGGCGCGACUUGGUUCGCACGGGAUCCGGGUCGGGGAUGUAGUGAGGGUUAAUGAGAUCGGGACUGGGGGGAAGAAGAUGGGUAGGGAGAAAGGGAGUGGAGUUGGAAAGGAAGCGAAGACUGGCGCUGGGCCGGAGGGAGUUGUUACAAGGGUUGGGGAGAGAAGUGUUUGGGUUGCUUUUGGACAAAGAGGCGGUGGGGGGAGGUCAAAGGAGGAUGAUGAAGCGAUUGAGGAGUUGUGGGGGAAGAAGCUUUGGCUCAUAAAACUCGCAAACGAUGUUACGUAUCGACGGAUGAACCAGACGAUGGAGAAAAUGGGCAAAAUGUCGGAUACCGAACAUACGCAUUUCAUGCGCGUUGCGUUUGGUCAUACCACGCCACUGCAGGCAGAUUACGAGGCAGUUGGGCCAGUCGAAUUUAUUGAUCCGACUCUGAAUGAUUCGCAAAAAGAGGCGAUCCGGUUUGCCUUAGCUUCCCGAGACAUUGCUCUGAUCCAUGGCCCACCAGGAACCGGGAAGACGCAUACCCUGAUCGAGUUGAUUCUUCAGAUGGUUCAGCGAAAGCUCCGGGUGCUUGUCUGUGGGCCGUCCAAUAUUUCAGUCGACAACAUCGUGGAACGUCUGGCUCCUAAGAAAGUGCCGGUUGUGCGCAUAGGCCAUCCGGCCCGUUUGUUGCCCUCGGUUCUGGAGCACUCUUUGGAGGUAUUGACCCACACAUCGGAAGCAGCAUCUAUCAUCCGCGACGUGCGGAGGGAAAUUGAUCAGAAGCAGGCGAGUAUCCGAAAGACUCGGUUCGGGAGGGAGAAGCGGGAGAUCUAUAACGAUCUGAAGGAAUUACGGCGGGAGUUCCGGGAACGAGAGUCUAAAUGCGUUGACAAUCUGAUCCGAGAGAGCAGUGUCGUUCUGGCCACACUCCACGGGGCGGGGGGGCAUCAAGUGAAGAACCAAAAAUUUGAUGUUGUGAUUAUCGAUGAGGCUAGUCAGGCCCUGGAAGCCCAAUGCUGGAUCCCGCUACUGUCCGCAUCCAAAGUCGUUCUCGCCGGCGACCAUCUGCAGCUUCCCCCUACGGUGAAAUCUACCUCGCAAAGGCCGAAGAGUGCGAAAUCGCCAGAGGCAAAAGUGGGGAAGAAUGCAGGUAGUGAUACCAGUGACAAGAAAAUUAUUGGGAGUGUUUCGCUCGACACCACUUUAUUCGACCGGUUGCUUGCGGUCCACGGACCAGGGAUCAAGAGAAUGCUCACGACGCAGUAUCGGAUGCACGAUUCAAUUAUGCGGUUCCCGUCUGACGAGCUCUACGAGUCCAAGCUGACGGCUGCAGACACGGUGAAAGCCCGGUUACUGAAAGAUUUGCCAUAUGAUGUGCAAGAAACCGACGAUACUAAGGAACCUGUGGUGUUCUGGGACACCCAAGGAGGGGAUUUCCCGGAGAAAACCGAAGAUAGCGAAGUUGGGGCGAAGGAGGCGCUCCUAUGGGAGAGCAAAAGUAACGAGACGGAGGCCUUGAUAGUUGGGAGGCACGUGGAUAAUCUGGUACAGUCCGGAGUGAAGCCUGAGGACAUUGCGGUGAUCACACCGUACAAUGGCCAAUUGGCUGUCUUGUCCCAAAUGCUGCGGGAGAAGUACCCUGGCCUGGAGUUAGGAAGCGUGGAUGGAUUCCAGGGUCGAGAAAAGGAAGCCGUGGUAGUUAGCCUGGUUCGCAGCAAUAGUGAGCACGAGGUUGGAUUCUUAGGAGAGCGGCGAAGGCUGAAUGUUGCGAUGACACGACCCAAACGACAUCUAUGCGUCUGUGGUGAUUCAGAGACCAUCAGCAAAGGCAGCGGAUUUCUCAAACGCUGGAUGACCUUCCUUGAGGAGCACGCCGAUCUACGCUACCCGGAUGCUGGGGAAUUACUGUGA